Dermatophagoides farinae (American house dust mite) is the source of this 1398-nucleotide messenger RNA. RefSeq lists its product as uncharacterized. The record is from RefSeq and is a predicted model, not a curated record. Lineage: Eukaryota; Metazoa; Arthropoda; Arachnida; Sarcoptiformes; Pyroglyphidae.
UUUUAAUUGUUUUAGCCUAGAUUCUGAUCAUGAUUUCAACGUGACACAAAUCUUGUUAUAAUUAUAAUCAAGAUGAUGAAUCCAUUUAAACAAUUACCUGAAUUAAAGAAACAUUACCAUGGUUAUAGUGAUGGGAACCACAACAAUAGAUCGUUUGGCCAUAGAUGCCCGGAAGAAAGCGACGAUUGCCCACGUAUCCGAAAUCAGCCUCUAAAAAACCAUACUUAUAUGAUGACGAUUCAAAAGCAACGUUCGGAACAUUUGUUUCAAUCGUUAGAGCAGAAGCGUUUGGAUCGAUCGUUUACGAUUCGAUUGCCACGAUUCAUGGAUAUUGGCAAAUAUAUAACCUGUAAUUAUUUUUAUGAAACAGCUGCUCGUUUCAGUUCGGAUGAACGGAGGCGUAGUUUUUAUAAAUCAUUGAGAAUUGGCGACAAAUUCAUUGCCAAAGUAAUGCACAUCUAUAAUCGUAAUGCUGAAGUUCUUUUGGUUUGGUCAUACAAAAGAGAUAUUCAUGAUCUAAGAUUGAAAGCUAAUCUGCGAUUGGAACCACAUCUUCGAACGUCGAAAUCAAACCGAAACUUUAAUAAUGAUAAUGAUGACCAGAAUAUAGAACGAUCAGAAUUGAUUAAUGUCGAAUUGAUCGAUUUCGAACAUAUUUCUUAUCAUCUGGACGUUAUACGUUGUGGACCAAAUGAAAAAUAUGGACACAGUGAGGAUUUGGAUGAAAUCGAUGAGACAGCAAUUCGUCAUGGGCGAUAUCGUACGAUUGGACCUGAUCAACAAUCUUUUUAUGAUUAUAUGAUGGAUCACAAUGACUUGAGGAAUCCAUCGUUGGUCAAAUUACAUCCAUUUACUUCAAUGAAAAAUUUCGAUCACGUAAUCAACUGUCUUGAAUAUAGGAAUGAGAUUAAAGCACAAAAAUUGCGAAUAAAUUACGAAUCAACAAUAAUUGCUCAUACUAGCAAAGCAAAAAUUACUCCUUCAGACAUUGAACAAACACCGAAAACCGUUUCAGAUAUCGUUAAACUGAAUUUUCCAGAAUCAUCCUCUCAAAAACGAUCUCGAUCAUCAUCUACGACAUCGACAUCAAGUGAUUCCGAAUCAUCAUCCUCAUUAUCAUCUCAUGGCCAUCACAGACAUAGGCGAUAUAAAUCAAAAGAUGGCAAUGUAAGCAACCAUAAACAAACAAAAAACAAGAAACGACACCAUCAUAAAACAAAGAAAUCUCGGCACAAUCGUAUAUCGGAUUCAUCAAGCGAAACAGAAUCGAGAAAAAGUCAUAAAAGAAAAAAAAGAAAGAAAAAGAAAACAUCAAAAUAUUCGAAACAUCGUUCCAGAACAAAUAACAAUGACAACCGGAUUGAUGAUAAAAUAUUGCAACUAUUGAAAUUUACUUGA